CCAUGUGAUUUUCUCUAGUUUGUCCCAAGAUUCAAGACUACAAGUUUCAAAGUUUUUUUUCUGAGAGAUUUCAACUCAUUCAUUUAUUCAUCUAUCUAUAUAUAUACACAUGAGCCCUUCUUUCUAUCAUCAACCAAAAACAAGCAAUCCAGUAACAUUAACCCUUUCAUACAUUUUCAAAAGAAUUCAAACUUUCAGAAAAAUGGCUUUGGUGAGAAGUCUAUUGGGAGCAAAGAAGAUUCUUGGCCGCUCUGCAACAGCAACAGCUUCUACGAGCAAAAGAGCAGCCUCAGCGGCACCAAAAGGGUUUCUUGCGGUGUACGUAGGAGAGAACCAGAAGAAGAGAUAUGUGGUGCCAGUCUCAUACUUGAGUCAGCCUUCGUUUCAAGCUCUUCUCAGUAAAUCUGAAGAAGAGUUUGGGUUUGAUCAUCCAAUGGGUGGCUUAACCAUCCCUUGUCCUGAGGACACUUUCAUCAAUAUGACUUCUCGGCUUCAAUGAUGAUUAUCCAACAUAUUGUUCGUCUAGUUAGAGAUAGACUUGUUCCUUGUAAAUAGAGGAGUUUUUUUUCUCCUGUUCUUGAAAGAGUUGUUCUAUAAAUUUUUUUGAAAGUGAAUGCCAUAGACACAAUUCUCUCAAUCCUUUGCAAUGUGAUCUUAUUUGAUCAUUACUUAAUUUGGCGUGCCUUUGCAUUCAACUUACAUCAUUUUGUUUUUUUCCCCUUUUAUAUGAAAGAACCUCAGCAGAUAAUCAUUACAAAGCAUGAAGAACAAAACCAUGUAGCUUGUCCUACAGUCAAUCCAGAUUAACACAUCUGAA
Brassica oleracea var. oleracea is the source of this 817-nucleotide messenger RNA. Its product is annotated as auxin-responsive protein SAUR21-like. The transcript has a single exon. Gene Ontology annotation, biological process: response to auxin. The record is from RefSeq and is a predicted model, not a curated record. NCBI's taxonomy places the organism in Eukaryota, Viridiplantae, Streptophyta, Magnoliopsida, Brassicales, Brassicaceae. The coding region runs from base 110 to 499 and encodes 129 amino acids.